AAGUGUUAGGCUUGCCGCUGACUGGUGAAGUGCAUCUGAUGGCGCUCUCUGCGCGAUGAGUGACAGGUCCGCAAGUUCGACCGUCGCUCUCCCUCCUGCCGCUUCGUGCUCAUAAUCAAGGGUGUCGCAUUGUGCACACGUCACCUGGUGAUGCUUCGCCCACGUUUCGCUUCCCGCUGACGGAGAUCUUGCCGCGGUAUUGCUGCGCGCUGAGCAGGGCAUGGGGAAGGAUGGCGGUACUGCAACCAAAUGCCUAUCCAGGCUCCCCUGCACCUGGUGCCGGGCAGCGCGAUUUGCUCGCCGGAGCGCAAAACACAGACACGGCACCACGACGCGCUGAUGACCAACGACGCCUCCGCCGAGUGAAGGACUCGAAGGAGCAGCUGAAGAGGAGGACGCGAGCACGCGGCACGAGCAACGGCACGAUUGACACCUCGACGAGCAAUUCGACUUCGGCAGGGCGAUCAUACACCGUCGCGAACGUGCAUAACGGCGUAAUAUACCUCAGGCCUGUCGUGCGCGCUGGGAAUCAGCGCAAUCUUUCGCAGCCAGAUCCGUUCGUAUUCCCGCCGAACACGCCCCCAGACAGCGCCACACUCGACUCCAAACUGCGUCCAACCAGCAAUGAAUGGGAGCAAAGCCUGUACGGCUCAAGGACACCGCGAUCCGAACCAACUCCGCCGCUGCCACGGGACCUGAUCACGGAAUAUGAGGCCAGACAGCAGGCAGAACAGACUCUCCACUCACGACCUAUCGCUCACGCCCGCUCGCACUCCUUCUCGACUGUCGACGACCACACCGUGACCUCGGCGACCACUGAGCCUGGAACAUUCAAGGUGGUUAUCGAAAGACCUCCGUUUGGUGGGCGACCCAAGACGGCGGAUACAUCUUCAUUGCCCCUGCUACAGGUACCAAUACCUCACUACCGCCUCGGCACGCCGCGUUUCAGCACCAGGGGCACUGCAGAUCUACGAAGCUCAGUAUACACUCGCACAUCAGCCACGGAGGAGUUCAGGAAUUCGCUCCUGACUCCACAGCGCGCGGGGUCGCACUCGUUCGUGUCGUCACGUCCGCAGUCGGACGCAUUCUCGCCUGUCCCUGCCAGAUACCGUGCGACUAUGGACCGACCGCCUGUCUCUGCCUCAGCACCAUCUUCGUCGCGCGUCUCGCACGCCCCGAUUGGACCUCGACUGUAUGACGCCUUAACCCUUGACCCAGACAAUAGGGCAGUUGUGAGAUUCUCUCCAUCUGGUGAGAUUCUCGCAGCGACACCGUCACGACUUGUUGCGCACAUCACUUCCCCGAGCUUCUUGGACUACGAAUUGCUUUCGGACUUUUUCCUCACGUUCCGUGCCUUUCUCUGCACCAGAGAUCUAGUUGCUUAUCUCAUUGCGAGACUGAGAUGGGCAGUGAACAGACAGGAUGACUUUGGGCGCAUCGUACGUGUGCGAACAUUCGUGGCUCUUCGUCACUGGAUUCUGAACUACUUCGUGGAUGACUUCGUACCAUCGCAGAACUUGCGAAUGUAUUUCUGCGACUUGGUCAAUGACUUAUAUGCAGAUCUGAAGGCCCGUGUAGAUGGGGGCGGCGGGGAUGUCAAGAUUGUUGGCGAACUGAAGAAGUGCUGGAGAAGGACAUGCGUUUUAUAUUGGGAGAUGGAAGACGGGCUGGGCAGAGACUAUGCUGACGAAGAGCUACUUCCGGGUGGUUCUAUGGAGUUGCCAGCAACGUACGAAGAGCCAGAGAUGCCAAUGACGACUCCAGCUACCCCACGACAGGUAGACCGAGAUACGAAAGAGACCAUGGGAUCUAAUCCCAGCGACCAAUUUGCUAGUCGGCACAUGGAUUGGGCGCAAAAAGCUCGUCACACACCUCAAAACUCGUUGAGCUCGCCGUAUGUCCCCUCAAACGAAGGCGGGACUGUUCGGGUUCCACUGUCGCCGGGCAGCGACGGGAGCAUGCACAUUUUGUCCUGCUCCCUCCCAAGGCGCGGUUUCCUGAAGAGUGAGCAAGCCAUUAACUUGCCCUUCUACCCUCAUCCAGUAUCAAACCCUCCCGCGAUAGCCCCACGGUUGGCAGCAAGCCCACAACAGCCGGUAUCAAGUAAGACCAACGUUCGCCCGUCGCACACCCACAAGCGUAGUGGUAGCUUUUCCGAUGCCAUGAGGGACAGCAGAGCGCCUCUAUCAAUCCCAAAGAACGCUUCUGUAGAUGUUACCAUCUCCGCAGUCACGAGCAUGCCCGGCAGCCUUGUGCGUGGCGGGCUUUUUCAACCAAGUUCGCCCUACAUCGAACUAAAAGGCACUACUUUGCGUCACACACGGACACGUAGCGAGACAGAUGGUGAUGACAUAUAUGCAGAUAUGCAGCUGCGUCCAGGUCAUGCAAACAGCCCUGGAAUGAAAAAGAUCUUUGGCAGCGUGCGUCGUGCUCUCAGCAUCAAGCAAUCGUCAAAUGGGAACCCGCACCUAGGAGCAAACGUCCACCAGCGGGUGGUACCUUCAAUACGCUCGUCGAAUCCCGGCACGAUGACUCCGAUGUCAGGAGGCGUUCGCAAGCAACGUACAAUUCGAACGAAACCAGAGAUACGAAUCGAUGCUUUGGCUUCAAAGGUCGGCGAAAGCUUUAAGGAAGCAAUAGAAGAGCAGCUCAGGGAGGAGGAACAGCGCGGAGAGAGCAGCGUCGAGCCUCCUGAUCUCGGUGGUUUUGAGUUCGAGUUCGAGAACCGAAGGAGUCCACCGCCUGGCGAAGGUCCACCGGAUUCAAGGGAUCCGGAUCCUCGCGUGUACAGCACCAUCACUACGGGCAGCAAGUCGAUCCUCAUCAUCGAUGACACUGGAGCGCCUCCAUUACCCAUGAUGUCUGGAGCUCUGCCAUCGGCUGCGGCGGAAGAGACACAGAGAGCUUCGAGUACGCCACCGAUGGUCCUCCAACGAAACCCAUCAAUCGCUCAAAGGCUGGCUGAGGGAGACAUGGUCGUCGUGCGCCACUCUGAUCUGUACAAGGACUCGACGCCACCCAAGGUCUCUGUCGAAGAAAGACGUCUGUCCCGUCCCUCAGCACGACAGUCUCGAGGACCACACAGACGUUCCGUGUCGGAAGGUACGCAGCAGAUGCAUUCGUUCAAGCGGAGAGGCUCGAUGCGGAAAUCGAUGGCUCGAUCUUCCCUGCGUCGACAUGCCUCAUACAACAGUGUCCUCAGCGGUCGUCAAGGCCCGGAGAGUGUGGCUACAUUCAUGACUAUGUCGUCGGACAACGACCCCUUCUUCCUGGAGCGCCAGGCGCCCCAAACAAAUGGUCCUGGUCGUAUGCUUCGCCGAAAGCCAGGAGGUGAUCUGCGCGCUGCUGGGAACAUGCAGGAUCUCGAGUCGACCCCUCGCCCACACUCUACCGGUUCAAUGUCCAAUCGCACCCACUCGAUCGCGAACUCGGUCAUCCUACGAUCAGAUUGCUACGCUGCGCCAGAGCUCGAAGAGAGUCGCACCACAGAAGCGGUCGACGAGACAGUCGUCGUCAAGAAACCGAUAUCCUUGGUUGACACACAUUCGUCACAGCCGAACUUGAGACCUUCGUUCGAAGCAGAGGUCGCCAAACUUGCAGCAUUACCAGACGACACAGAUGACGAGGGAGGAGUUGAGGCAGCUCUUAUGAAGCUAGAAGGUCGCUAUGAAAGGAAGUCUCCACGGGUGUCUUCUGUACGGACCUCUGUUAUCGAACAACCUGAAGUCUACCGACCUACUGGUGCCCCUGAUGAGCUAUUCAUCCCGCCAUACAAGCUAAAACAGACGGAAGACGCCUAUGUGCCGAAACAAUCGGAGGAGCACGGUGGCGCCGACGACAGCCUCCACCGACCGCUCGCCACCCCUGGCGCAGAAGGCCAGGAGAUGUUCCAUCUCUCAGGAGAGAACUUCAACCGCCGGGUGCCUCCUGUUGUGAGCACCGCAGCUGAAUCAGAAGACUCUUACUCCUCGGUACCGCUUCUUGACCGAGGUCUCAGCGACGUCAUGGCUAGUGGGCGUACCCAGACAUUCGACACGAUGAGGUCCUCGGCUAAGCCUUCACCUCUGCAGCUCACCGAAAACACAACUGCCGAUUCGACAGCACCUGCAACCAAACCCUCGUCCCCGAGCUCGUCAAUCGAGUACGUUGAUGAGACAGACAGCAUGAAGAGGAUCCCCCAUGGCGCCACUCUUCCAUCGUCUUCGAUCGUACGCCAGUCAUUUCUUCUCGAUGAAGAUGAAGACUUGAGCGACCUAGCUUCGACGACGACAGGCGCCAGGUCAGACGAGACGUCACAUGGUGUACGAAGCUUCUUCGAAGACGAGCCGGCAGUGAUGGACCAGCCAUCGAGCAACCUUCCCAUGCAUCCCAUGCGCCAUCCUCCGACACCGCCUUCUACAGCAGACUGCUUGAAGGAAGCCGUACCCACGACAACCUGGGACAGAGGCCUACCCACACCAGGCUUGUCACCCACUGCUUCUCGACUCGACCAGUUCAGUCAACCCAUGCCUGACCAACAGAUCAAGUUGCAGGAGUCGCCACAUAUUGGACAGCCAAUCAAGACUGCUCACCUGCCUUUCGUCAUGGCCUAUGAUGCCGAGCUACUUGCCCAGCAAUUCACAGUUGUGGAGAAGGAUGCUUUGGACGAGAUCGACUGGAAGGAGCUCAUCGAACUUCGUUGGAAGCAGUCAUCACCUCAGAUUCGUGAUUGGGUACACUACCUUCGUACCCAAGAGGCGCGCGGCGUCGAUGUCGUAAUCGCUCGAUUCAACCUAGUAGUCAAGUGGGUAGUCUCUGAGUGUGUUCUCACCGAGGACAUGGAGGAGCGAGCUCGCUGCAUCGUCCAGUUCAUCCAUAUCGCCUCGCACGCGCGAAGACUCAGAAACUACGCCACCAUGUACCAGAUCGCCAUCGCGCUGAUCUCCAAUGAUCUGUCACGACUUCACAAGACCUGGUCUCUCGUACCUCUGGCCGAGAAGCAGACAAUGAAGGAGCUCGAAGCCCUCGUCCAGCCACUGCGCAACUUCCACAACCUUCGUCUUGAGAUGGAGACAGCCACAGUCGAGGAUGGAUGCAUCCCUUUCAUUGGCAUCUACACCCGAGAUCUGAUCUACAACGCUCAGAAGCCUGCUUUCAUCGAUGCGGUACCUGUCGACGGCGAACGACUUGUGAACUUCGAACGACACCACACAGCAGCCACAAUUGUCAAGAACCUGUUGCGCCUACUCGAAGCAAGCUCCAAGUACAACUUCAGAGUUGAUCCUGACUUGAUUAGCAGAUGUCUCUGGCUUGCGGCGCUCAGCGAUGACGAACUCAUCAAGCGCAGCCGCCAAUGUGAAUAAUCAAUACCGCACAUACACUUUCCUAUCUCUCGCCAUUUCCUUGUCAAUACCCAUCCGGAUCAACCUGGCGUCCGGCACGAGUCACGGCCUGCAUUCGCAGCACAUUUACUGCACACAUACACUCGAUGUUUAUUGCCAUUUUCUCACUCCCUGUUAGAUCUAAGAGUUCGCGCUUGAAGAUAAUAUUCUGCUCAGCAGCAAUUUCCUUUGUCUGAUGGAAAUACAAUGCGUCUGUAGUGUUUCGUUGUUAUUGUAUAUAGAAGGCGAGCGUGCUGAGACGGCUUAAUGAUAUAAUCACCAAUCACUUCACCUUUUAGUAUGCCCAUCUGCGGCGCAAAGCUCAGAUAACCCCCCUCGCCCGCAGAUUCAUGCAACCGC
Molecule: messenger RNA, 5720 nt
Organism: Didymella exigua CBS 183.55
Lineage: Eukaryota; Fungi; Ascomycota; Dothideomycetes; Pleosporales; Didymellaceae
Product: ras GEF
Exons: 2
Coding region: 231-5342 (1703 amino acids)
Biological process (GO): Ras protein signal transduction; positive regulation of GTPase activity
Cellular component (GO): plasma membrane
Molecular function (GO): guanyl-nucleotide exchange factor activity
Source: RefSeq, a predicted model, not a curated record